AUGACUGUCAUUUCUCACUUGUACGACCUUCGGUGGGCGGCCUUAGGUGUUUUGCUGGCGGUCUACGUUGGCAAGAAGAUUCGAGCAUACAACCGACUCAAGGCUUUCAAUGGCCCUUUCAUCUCGGGUUGGUCUGAAAUCUGGCAUGUUUUUGCUAUUCUGAGCUUCAAGUCGCAUUUGAAGUAUCAUGAGGUGUGCAAGAAGUACGGAUCCAUCGUGCGCAUCGGACCCAAUGACCUGGUCACAUCGUCGCCAGAACUGUUGCUGCACAUGAGCGCUGUCCGCUCACCGUACACCCGGACUGAGUGGUUCUAUCGCGCCUGUCGCGUACGGCCCGACAAGGAUCAUGUCUUUAGCGAAAUGGAUGAAGAGAAACAUAAGCAGCUGAGGGCAAAACUAGGUGCUGGGUACUCUGGAAAGGAGAAUCUUGCGUUGGAAGAUUCAGUCGACAUCCAUGUCUCUGAACUACUCGAUCUCAUUCGGUCAAAGUACCUCUCAACAGAGGCUUCAGCAAGACCUUUGGACCUUUCUCAAAAGAUUCAAUAUCUGACGCUCGACGUAAUCAGCCACAUUAGCUUCGGCACUCCCUUUGGUGACUUGAGCUCAGAUUCCGAUGCCUACGACAUUGCCAGGUCAGCUGAGGAAGGCUUGACAGCAGUCACUGCCAUUAUCGCCCUGGGUCUGUACAAAGUCUUGCAAAACCCCUUUGUCGCGCGUUACAUUGGUAUCAAGGAGACCGACCCCUCGGGGUAUGGCAGAAUGACUGCCAACGGCAGAGCAAUCAUCAAAGAGCGCCUCUCCCGCGAUACGGAGAAGAAGUCUGACAUGAUUGCUUCGUUCAUCAGGCACGGAAUGGAUGAGGACGACAUUGUGUCCGAGGCGACGCUGCAGAUGAUUGCUGGUUCGGACACAACUGCUGCGUCGCUGCGGGUGGUGAUGUUAUACCUCCUUACCCAUCCUCGCGUCUACUCUAAGCUCCAAGCUGAAGUUGAUGCGUUCUAUGCGAGCAAGCAUGUGCAUGAGGCUUCGGGUAUCAUCUCGGACGCAAGCGCCAGGAAGCUAGAAUAUCUGCAGGCUGUCAUCAAAGAGGGCAUGCGCGUCCAUCCACCUGUCACUGAUUCAGUGCCGAAGAGGGUGCCUGAUGAGGGUGAUACAGUCAUCAUUGAUGGAAGAGCCGUGUUUCUUCCCGGUGGAACGAACGUAAACUAUGCGGUGUGGCCUCUGCAUCUCAGCAAGGAAAUCUUCGGGGAGGAUGCUGAAGAGUUUCGGCCGGAGCGUUGGUUGCUAGAGACGAACGAAAGCAAACUGGCGACCAUGAACAAAGUCCAUGAGCUUGUGUUUGGAUACGGGAAGUACCAGUGUCUCGGUAGGCCAAUUGCGAUGAUGGAGAUCGGGAAAACUGUCUUUGAGUUAAUCCGGAAUUUCGACUGGUGUCUUGCAAAGCCGGACACACCAUGGAAGGAGUCCAACUAUGCCGGCAUAUUCGCACAUAGUAACAUGUGGGUACUAGCUUCAGAGCGGCAAAGGGGUUUAGCAAAUGUGUGA
Colletotrichum chrysophilum is the source of this 1545-nucleotide messenger RNA. RefSeq lists its product as uncharacterized. Lineage: Eukaryota; Fungi; Ascomycota; Sordariomycetes; Glomerellales; Glomerellaceae. Bases 1 to 1545 code for a protein of 514 amino acids. The transcript is spliced from 4 exons. Gene Ontology annotation, molecular function: oxidoreductase activity, acting on paired donors, with incorporation or reduction of molecular oxygen; iron ion binding; heme binding. The record is from RefSeq and is a predicted model, not a curated record.